This is a messenger RNA of Galeopterus variegatus (Sunda flying lemur), 602 nucleotides long. It is a transcript of the gene TIMM8B, whose product is annotated as translocase of inner mitochondrial membrane 8 homolog B (yeast). The coding region runs from base 39 to 290 and encodes 83 amino acids. The record is from RefSeq and is a predicted model, not a curated record. NCBI's taxonomy places the organism in Eukaryota, Metazoa, Chordata, Mammalia, Dermoptera, Cynocephalidae. The transcript is spliced from 2 exons.
ACGCGCUCGUCGGCAGGGCCUCUGGCCUCUUACCAACGAUGGCGGAGCUGGGUGAGGCGGACGAAGCGGAGUUACAGCGCCUGGUGGCGGCCGAACAACAGAAGGCGCAGUUCACUGCACAGGUCCAUCACUUCAUGGAGCUAUGCUGGGAUAAAUGUGUGGAAAAGCCAGGGAAUCGCCUAGACUCUCGCACUGAAAAUUGUCUCUCUAGCUGUGUGGACCGCUUCAUUGACACUACUCUUGCCAUCACCAGUCGGUUUGCCCAGAUUGUACAGAAAGGAGGGCAAUAGGCCAUCCCCUGGGAGAAUGACAGAGGAAGCAAAGAACUUGUUAUUAAGCAGACUGAAGAGCCAGUAGGAGGUUGUCAACCCAUUGUCAGGUUAGCAUCAGGCUGUUACCAAGUCUGUUGGUGCUAAAAAGUAGGGGAUCAAAUGUUCAAAAAGUGAAACUUAUUUAUUUGGAAUUCCGAAAUUCCAAUUUGUAUUGCAUCAGUUAUUCAAUAAAUGUGAAUUCUCCAACUUUUUUUUUUAAUCCCAUUUUGGGAUUUAAUAGAUAUUGCUAGUUGGUAAGAACACUAAAAAUAAAUGUUCCACAGCCAGUAA